Messenger RNA from Carassius gibelio (silver crucian carp), 1144 nucleotides. Its product is annotated as proenkephalin-B. Gene Ontology annotation, molecular function: opioid receptor binding. The transcript has 3 exons. The record is from RefSeq and is a predicted model, not a curated record. The coding region runs from base 143 to 874 and encodes 243 amino acids. Gene Ontology annotation, biological process: chemical synaptic transmission; neuropeptide signaling pathway; sensory perception. NCBI's taxonomy places the organism in Eukaryota, Metazoa, Chordata, Actinopteri, Cypriniformes, Cyprinidae. Gene Ontology annotation, cellular component: axon terminus; neuronal cell body; dendrite.
ACUGACUCCAAGUGAGAGCAAACCGUAGAUGGAUAAAGAGUGACUCUAUCAAAGGACACGAGAACAAAGAAGUUUCAGUCAGCUUCGCCAAGUGAUCGCCUUGACGCUUGGAGAACAAGAAGCUCUGUAGGAAUCGCUGUAGAUGAUGGAGUGGUAUGUUUUGGUGUUGAUGCUGAGCUUGCCAAGCUUGAGUCAGGCAGAUUGUUCAGAGCAAUGCAUGAGAUGCGCGCAACAGAUCUCCGACCUGGACUCUGCAGUGAACCGCUUGACUUGCACUUUAGAAUGUGAAGGAGCCGUGCCAUCUACAAGUACAUCAGACAGAUGUGAGAAGGCUUUACGGGAGCUCUCAGACGAAUUCGCGGAGCUCAACGGAGAGCGAAACGCGUUAAACGCGGAGGAUCUCCAAGAGAAGUCGUCCAACCUGGUCAAACGAUACGGGGGCUUCAUCAAGAGAAUCGAUAAGAAUAAAAAUAAGUUUUUCGCCUCGCCAUGGAAGGAGAACGCCAUACUUAAAGGACUGUUUGCGAAGAAACACGGAGAGUCGCUGUCGAAACUUGGCGAGCGAGGCGUCCCGUCGAUCACGGAAGACGACGAGGGCGAAGACGUAACGGGAGUUUAUGAUACCGACGUUCCUUUAAACGAAGCCAAACGCUACGGCGGGUUUCUCCGCAAAUUCGGGCCCAAGAUAAGCAACUUUGUGGAUAACACCAGCCCGCAGGUGUUGCAGAAGAGAUACGGCGGGUUUAUGCGAAGAAUCCGCCCGAAGUUGAGGUGGGACAAACAAAAGCGAUACGGUGGGUUUUUACGCCGUCACUUUAAAAUCGCCGUGCGCUCUGACGAAGAGCCCUUAUCGUACGAGGACUAUGCUUUAUAAGCUAUUGUAUCAUAGAUAACCCAAACAGAACUCAUUAAGCCAACUCAUUUCAGUCCCUCCCUAUAUGUGAUGAUCUUACACGUGUUGAGGCUGUUUUACCUUCCCAAAUGGCUGCUGACCUCUGGACACCAUCAACCUGUCAAUCAGGACGUUUCAGUGACUGACCACUUGUUGUUUAACUUUAGCCCCAUGUAAGCAAUCAGUAUACCUCCUGCAGAUAAUGCUUGUUUAAGAAUGACCAAUAAAGGGCAAGAACUUCACCUGUUAAAA